AUGGAGCAACAAGUUCACAAACCCCACCGGAAAUCGAAGGAGAAGAAGCCGGCGAAGCACACUGGAGACAAGAAUCCCAAGGCCUUUGCCUUUGCCAACCCUGGCAGACUUGCCCGUACAGCCGCCAGAUCACAGGAUAUCAAAGAGAAGCGCCUCCAUGUGCCCCUCGUCGACCGAUUGCCUGAUGAGGCACCGCCUCGCCUCGUCGCCAUUGUCGGGCCUCCUGGCGUCGGAAAGACGACUCUCCUCAAGUCCUUGAUCCGCCGAUACGCGAAGGAAACGAUCACCGACCCCCAAGGCCCCAUCACGGUAGUCACCUCGAAAAAGCAGCGCCUCACCUUCCUCGAGUGUCCCAAUGAGCUGGAAGCCAUGGUCGACGUCGCCAAGAUCGCGGACAUUGUCCUUCUCAUGAUCGAUGGCAACUACGGUUUCGAGAUGGAGACGAUGGAGUUCCUCAACAUCCUUGCCGCCACCGGUAUGCCUGGCAACGUCUUCGGCAUCCUUACACAUCUUGAUCUGUUCCGGAAGCCCCAAGCGCUCAAGGACGCAAAGAAGAGGCUCAAGCGCAGGUUAUGGACCGAGCUGUAUCAGGGCGCACAUCUCUUCUAUCUCUCCGGUGUGCUGAACGGCCGCUACCCCGACCGCGAGAUCCACAACCUCUCUCGUUUCCUCUCCGUCAUGAAGAAUCCUCGCCCUCUGAUUUGGAGAAACUCCCACCCAUAUUCUAUCGUCGAUAGCUUCCGGGACAUCACCCAUCCUACCAAGAUCGAGGAAGACCCCAAGUGCGAUCGAUCCAUCGUCUUAUCGGGCUACCUCCGCGGAACCAAUUUCUCUACCCAGGGCCAAAGAAUCCACGUGCCUGGACUUGGUGACUUCACGGUUGCUAGCAUGGAGGUCCUCCCUGACCCAUGUCCAACCCCGGCGAUGGAUCAGGCUAUCGCAAAACUCACAGGAAAGACGGGUCGCCGUCGACUAGACGAGAAGGAGAAGAAGCUGCAUGCACCCAUGUCCGAUCGAAGUGGGUUGAAGAUUGACGGAGAUGCAAUCUGGAUCACUCGAGAGAAGGGUUUCGCAUUCAACAAGGAUGAUGAGGACGUUGAGCGUGGUGAGGGAGAGGAGAUGAUUGUAAAUCUUCAAGCCGAGCGAAAGCUCCUUGGCCAAAUGGACAAGGGAGUUCAGCUUUUCGAGGGUGGCGAACAGAUCAAAGACGUUGCUGAAGAAGAUGAUACGGGAAGAAAAUCACAUCGAACGGCAAGAGUGGCUGAUCAAGGCGACUUGGAUGAUGACGCUGCCUCGAUAGGCGACAGCAGUGACGACGAAGAUCAAGGCUCCGAUGCUGAAUUCGAUGAAGGGAAGCUGGGCAAAAUGUUCCGCAAGGGAGAAGACCAAGAAAACGGAGAGGGCGACGUAGCUUUUGCCGACAGCGACUCCGAUUUGGGCUCAAUAUCAGGCGAGGACGACGAGGACGAAGAGGAUUUCGAUUCAGAUGAGGAAGACGCUGCUCUGAGAUGGAAAGAUGACCUUCACGGCAAGGCCAUGAAACUCCAUGGUCGGAGACGGUCCUACUACACAAAAGACCUGGCGAGAUACAUGUACGACGACUCCCUCAGCCCCUCAGAAGCAUUGAAGAGGUGGAGAGGCGAGGAGGACGAAGAGGAAGAUAUUGAGGAGGACAUCGAAGCAUCCGAUGACGAGGACUUCUUCAAGAAGACAAAUCAAGAAAAGGAAGAUACAGCCGAGGACAGGUUGAUCCCCUCCUAUGACUACGAAGACCUCGCUACCAAGUGGGCAAUCAGGGACAACGUCCUAGCACUACAACGCAGGUUCGCAACCGGCGGCUUCGGCGGAGGCGACGAAGACGGCGAUGAUGACGGUGACAAUGAUGACAUGGAUGGAUUUGGGGACGACGACGAGGAUGACGAGGGCGAUGGUGUCUUUGAAGACCUCGAGGCCGAGCAACCAACAGAGCCUCAGCAGCAGACCGCAGAAGAGAUCGAAGCCGAGCGCAAGAAGAACGCGGCAAGGAAGGAGGAACUGAAGCAGCGCUUCGAAGAAGAAGACAGAGACGGAUUCCUCAACGACAAGGCCAACGCCCGACGCGACGGCGGCGACAUCCAAGAGUUUGGAGAGGACGAAUGGUACGACGCCCAAAAGGCCGUCAUCCAGAAGCAGCUCGACAUCAACAAGGAGGAGUUCGACAACCUGGACGAGCGCCAGCGCGAGGCCGUCGAGGGCUACCGCGCAGGCAAGUACGCCAAGAUCGUCCUCGAGAACGUCCCCGCCGAGUUCGUUACCAGGUUCAGCUCGCGGACCCCCAUCAUCGUCGGCGGCCUGUCUGCCACCGAGGACCGCUUCGGCUUCGUCCAGGUCCGCAUCAAGCGCCACCGCUGGCACAAGAGGAUCCUCAAGACCAACGAUCCCCUCAUCUUCUCCCUGGGCUGGCGCCGCUUCCAGACCAUGCCCAUCUACAGCCUGUCGGACUCGCGCACCCGCAGCCGCAUGCUCAAGUACACCCCCGAGCACAUGCACUGCUUCGGCACCAUCUAUGCGCCCCUCAUCGCCCCCAACACGGGCUUCGUCUGCUUCAACUCCCUCGCCCCCUCCACCGCCGGCUUCCGCAUCGCCGCCACGGGCACCGUCCUCAGCGUCGACGAGUCCACCGAGAUCGUCAAGAAGCUCAAGCUCACCGGCCACCCCUACAAGAUCUUCAAGAACACCGCCUUCAUCAAGAACAUGUUCUCCUCGUCCCUCGAGAUCGCCAAGUUCGAGGGCGCCUCCAUCAAGACCGUGUCCGGCAUCCGCGGCCAGAUCAAGCGCGCCCUCUCCAAACCCGACGGCCACUUCCGCGCCACCUUCGAGGACAAGAUCCUCCUCAGCGACAUCGUCUUCCUCCGCGCCUGGUACCCCGUCCGGCCCCACCGCUUCUACAACCCCGUCAACAACCUCCUCGGCUGGCAGGCCAUGCGCCUCACGGGCCAGGUCCGCCGCGACGAGGGGGUCGAGACCCCGCAGCUCAAGAACAGCCAGUACCGCAAGAUCGAGCGCGAGAACCGCCACUUCAACCCGCUCCGCGUGCCCCGCGCCCUCGCCGCCGAGCUGCCCUUCAAGUCCCAGAUCGUCGAGACCAAGCGGCAGAAGAAGGCCACCUACAUGGACAAGCGCGCCGUCGUCACCAACGACCGCGAGGAGAAGAAGGCCCGCAGCUUCAUGCAGGAGCUCCUCACCAUCCGCAACGACGCCGCCGCCAAGCGCAAGGUGAAGAAGGCCGAGAACCACGCCGCCUUCAAGAAGAAGAUGGCUGCGAAUGAGGAGAAGAAGGCUGCGAGGGAGAAGAGAGAGACAAAGGAAUUCUGGCAGAAGAACGGAAGGAAACGAGGUCAAGGCGAGGAUGGUGGUGGCGGUGGUAAGAGAAGGAGGUAA
Molecule: messenger RNA, 3420 nt
Organism: Clonostachys rhizophaga
Lineage: Eukaryota; Fungi; Ascomycota; Sordariomycetes; Hypocreales; Bionectriaceae
Source: the annotation of a GenBank genome assembly